Messenger RNA from Strongylocentrotus purpuratus (purple sea urchin), 2826 nucleotides. RefSeq names its product arrestin domain-containing protein 3. The record is from RefSeq and is a predicted model, not a curated record. The transcript has 7 exons. Gene Ontology annotation, biological process: protein transport. Gene Ontology annotation, cellular component: cytoplasm. The coding region runs from base 22 to 1236 and encodes 404 amino acids. NCBI's taxonomy places the organism in Eukaryota, Metazoa, Echinodermata, Echinoidea, Camarodonta, Strongylocentrotidae.
AUCACUCGAAAUUCACUCGACAUGGGGAAGUUACAGGUAUUUGAAGUUCUCCUGGCUGGCAACCAAGAAGUCUAUAAGCCAGGAGAUGUUGUACAAGGAGAAGCAAGGAUAGUUGUAUCAGAAGAUAAGGGAGAUAUUCGUGGCAUUCAAAUAAAAUGCGUUGGUAAAUCCUACACACAUUGGACAGAGUCCGAGGUGAGUGGAGACAGCCAGAGUAGUGUGGACUACACCACCAAUUACGAAUACUUCAAACAGGAGAUCACUCUGCAAGGUGCAGGAGCGGAUAGCACUACUGCAGACCGAAUCAAACUGACUGCCGGGGAGCAUCGCUUUCCCUUCCAGUUCCAGAUCCCAAAUAUUUCUCUGCCUCCGCCGUUUGAAGCUUCUAACGGGUAUGUAAGGUACUACGUCAAGAUAAACAUUGAUCGACCGUGGAAAUUUGACCAUCACACUCAGAAGCUAUUCAGCAUCGGCACUGUAAAGGAUCUGAACUACGAGUUAAACGUAUUGGUUCCUGCUAGUCAGCAAGUUGAGAAGACAGUAUGCUGUCUUUGCUGCGCUUCAGGACCCAUUGUUCUGAAAGGAAUGAUUGACAAGAGGGGGUAUGUACCAGGAGAGUAUAUCUUUGUUUCAUUGGAUCUUCACAACAACAGUUCUAGGAGGAUCAAUUACAUCACUCCAAAACUGCAACAGAGAGGACAUUUCACGGCCAAACGUGAAGGCACCGGUGAAAUUAGCAACGUAAAGACGGUCAAGACAAUGGCUGAACUGAAGCUAGCUGGCUGCGAAGCCAUGGGUUCAGUGAACUACGACAGGGUGAAGAUGUUGAUCCCUCCUAUCCCAUCCUGUGAUUUCGAAAACUGCCCAAACAUUACAUUAGAGUAUUUUGUUGAGAUUGUGGGAGAUGUUUUUGGAACACCUAUGGAUGCUGAAGUGAAGCUUCCAGUCGUGAUUGGCACAAUUCCAGCCUUCCAGCACACCCUAAAGGAUCCUUCUCAAAACCCUGAUGCGGUGCAACCCAUACCAGGCCAGCCUGAGGCACCACCAGGAGGGCAGCCAGGAUUCCCUCCAGAGGGGCAACAGGAAUAUCCUCCACAGGGGCAACAAGGCUACCCCCACCAAGGGAUGGGUCAUCUGGAUACCCCCUACCAGGAGGAGUAUCUGGUGAUGAGGCUGCAGGUUUGUUUCCACCUCCAAAGUAUACAGCUGCUGUUGGAGGGCCUCAGAAGAUUUUAGGCAAAUUUGGUACUUUUGGCAAAAUCUUCUAUGCACCGCAGUACCCUUACUACGAUCCAGACACGCUGUAUGCCUCCAUAGGUAUUCCAUUGGGAGCGACCCAAUCAGCAGAUGGAGGGCAACCACCCCCAACAGUUGUGCAGCCAAUGAGCAUUCAGCAACCACCCAAGCAGACCUAAUCAGCCAAUCAGAAUUCAGCAACCACCCCAACAGACCUAAUCAGCCAAUCAGCAUUCAGCAACCACCCCACCAUACCUAAUCAGCCAAUCAGCAUUCAGCAACCACCCCAGCAGACCUAAUCAGCCAAUCAGAAUUCAGCAACCACCCCAGCAGAUCUAAUCAGCCAAUCACCAUUCAGCAACCACCCAACCAGACAUAAUGAUAUUAAACAGCUUGUGUGCAUUUAGCAACUAUCCUACAAGUCUUUAGUAGACACUGGGCAUUUAGUAACGGCCGUAUAGUACUAAUCAACUCUUGAGCGUUCAGAGACCACCCUUCCAUACUAAACAAGGUAUUUGGUCAUUCAGCAUCAAACCUACAAGUAUUUAAUAGGUAAAGAGCAUAUGUAACAGUCCUACAAUGCCAUUCAGCCGAUGAGAAUUCAGCAAUCCACCCUGAAAUUCGUACCAACCAUCGGAAAUUAUGCAACAGCCCUACAAGUCUGUAGUCCCUGAGCAUUUAGCAAUUAUUGUCCUACAACUCCUGCCCACGCAAUAAGCGUUCGGAAAAGAACAGAAAAAUAAAGCUGAAGUUUUAGGAUAAGUUGUAUAAUACAUUUACAUGUUUUCUUGUAGUAAGAAUUGUUAUGCUGAACUACAGUUUUAAAAGAAAGAUUUUGUUGUUGUCAGCUAGGUAUAGUGACCAUACACUCAUUUAGUUUAAUUCCGUCAAAUGAUGACAAUGUGAGCUUUAAACGAUAUAAUAGCUUUUAUAAUAUAUUAGGGUUAACCAAUGAUACCUAAGAAGCCAUCCAUUCAAUUAUUCACCAAUUUUGAUUGAUAUGACACGAAGAGCUUUCAGAUUUUGUACAUGUACAUUAGGAAUUUGUAAAAUUAGAAAGCUUUUGCCUGCUUUAUGAGUGGUUCCAAUUUCAAAUGUUCGAUUUUUGUUUCUUUUAAUUCUGCAAAGUUUCUUACUGAAAAAGAUGGUCAUUAUUGGCAUUUUUUGAAAAUUGUUGGUUUCCAUUAUUAUUACUGAUGUAAAACAGUAGAAAUGUGUUUGACACCUUAGGUUAGGAACCCUCGGAUAUUGAUGUAUAAUACUUUAUAGAAAAAAGCUAUUGUUAUAAAACCUUGUUAUAACCAUUGGUGAGUUCAAUUCAUCUGAUUGGUAUAUUCUCUGUGCUACAUUCAUGUAUUUAAAUAGUAUAAUUAGCUUACACCUAUUUUAUUUCUAGGUCUCUAUUUGGAAGUUGUAAGAAAGUGGCUAUCAUUUAUUUAGUGCAUUAAUAUAAGUUUUUGCCGUCUUGUUUUAAGUUUGGAAAAGGUAUAUCCAUAAAGGAAAAUAUCAUAAUUAGUAUAUAAUUUAUAUGCAGGAUGUAGUUUUAUAUUGUAUAAAAUAUAUCGAUAUUAAAAUUUUAAGGAGAUUGGA